AUGAUAUCCCGAAUCACCAACUGGGAUGAUCUAGAAUUCAUUUCGGAGGAAGUAGUCCCUGACACCAAUGAAUUACAGUAUACAUCGUUUGGCCUCAUCGACGACAACGACACCUUCCAUCAUGGCCAACUGAGCGCUCCAAAGACGGAAAUAUCGCUCGAAAAUAUCAUGGCUGCUUUAAUGUAUAUCAAACGUCCCCCGCUGGAGCUGUACAGUAUGCUCAAAAAUAUGGGGAUUGAGAAACAGCUGUACAACGCAUUCGUAGUAGAAGUGCAAGUGCUAGAAGAACUGUCGCAGCAUCCACACCCUAACCUGAUCCAAUACCAUGGCUGUCGUGUCGCGCGCGGCCAUAUUACCGGCCUCGUGCUUGACAUACAUCCGCACGAUCUACAGACCUAUGUGAAGCACGGAUACGAGAGACUCGAUAAAGUCCUCUUUAUGACCGCGCUCGAGUCUGUAAUUCAGCAUCUACAUGGGCUUGGUUGGGCGCAUAAUGAUCUCAAGCCAACCAAUGUCCUAGUUAGCGAUGCCGGAAUGCCGGUCUUGAUUGACUUUGGGGGAUGUCAGAAGCUUGGUACGAAGUUGAAAUAUAUUCGGGGAACAAAAGGGUGGAUUGAAGGGGAGAUUGGAGACUAUACCAUGUCGGAGGCGCGGCAUGAUACCUUUGCGCUUGGAAAAAUUAGAGCUUGGCUCGAUGAUCCAAGCUCGCAAGAGUGA
Molecule: messenger RNA, 717 nt
Organism: Penicillium cosmopolitanum
Lineage: Eukaryota; Fungi; Ascomycota; Eurotiomycetes; Eurotiales; Aspergillaceae
Exons: 2
Coding region: 1-717 (238 amino acids)
Biological process (GO): protein phosphorylation; mitotic DNA damage checkpoint signaling
Cellular component (GO): nucleus
Molecular function (GO): ATP binding; protein serine/threonine kinase activity
Source: RefSeq, a predicted model, not a curated record